Molecule: messenger RNA, 1247 nt
Organism: Magnolia sinica
Lineage: Eukaryota; Viridiplantae; Streptophyta; Magnoliopsida; Magnoliales; Magnoliaceae
Exons: 1
Coding region: 87-746 (219 amino acids)
Source: RefSeq, a predicted model, not a curated record
GUAUAUAUAAAGAAAGGGAGAAGAAAACCAACCUCACCAAACACUAGCAUUGAUUGGCCAUCAGACCAAAGGAUCAAAGACAAACCAUGGAAGAGAAAGAGAAGAAGAAGAAGAAACAGAAAAACCAACAACAACAGACCAACAAAUCAACGGCUGAUCCCGCAUUUAAGCCGAGCUCGGACGUCAAAGGGCUCCGGUUCGGCGGCCAAUUCAUCAUAAAAUCCUUCACGAUCCGCCGGGCCGCACCGCUCGAGCUCCUCCGUCUCCUCUCCAUCCCACCCACCAUCCAAAACCAAUGUCCCAAAACCAUUCCUUUCCCUUCAACCAUCACAUUCCUCCCCACCAACUUCACCAUCCUGGCCCACCAUGCCUGGCACACCCUCACGCUCGGUCUCGGCACCAAGAAGUCCAAAGUCAUACUAUUCGUGUUUGAAUCGGAGAACAUGAAAUUGUCUGUCGACAGGUUAUGGCCGUCGGCAAUUCCACUAGGGGAAGUGAACAAGAAGCUCAUACGUGGGCUCGCCGGGUGUGAGAUGGCCCGGUUCAAGUUCAGGAAGGGGUGCAUCACUUUCUACGUGUAUGCGGUGCGGCGAGCGGGGGCCGCCGGGUUCUCCCGUGCCGAUGAUCUACGGCAGAUAUUGCAGUCUGUGGUUGCACUCAAGGACUUCUUGGAUCAUACGGCGAUGCUCGCGUUGCCGAGCCAACGGAGCAUCUGUUUCUCGCCUCCGGUAGCUGUGGCCCAUUAAAUGGUUCUCUUCUUUCUAAUGAUUUUCUUUUUAUUUUUGAUAACUGAUUUUUUUCUGUCUAAUUUUUUUUUUUUAAAUGGGUGGGGUGGUAAACAAUUCUUUUUGUUCUUUUUUAGGCCCUGUUUGGUUGCCACUUAAAAAUGAUUUUAUCUCAUUUUUGUUAACAGUCAUUAUGCUUUAGAGAUUAUGUUUUAUAUUGUGUUUGGCAGCACCAAUAUCACGAAAUUUCAUGAUGUUCAUGAUUGAUCAGUCCUAUAGGGUACAAAAUAUUAUGAUAUUUGGUGCAACCAAACGCCACCUCCUAUAAAAAUUAUGAUGGUUUGUUGAGAUUAUUUUAAUCCUUAUAAAAAUCUUUAAUACAUAAUUAUUGUUAACUAAAAUGAGAUGAAUUCAUUUUUUAAAGUGGCAACCAAACAGGGCUUCUUUUUUUUUUUUAAUUUGUAAAAUUCCUAUUUUGUAAUUUAGUAUGAGAACAUUGGAAUCUUAUUGAGAGUGUAUGCA